This is a messenger RNA of Maniola jurtina (meadow brown), 899 nucleotides long. Its product is annotated as arylalkylamine N-acetyltransferase 1-like. Gene Ontology annotation, molecular function: N-acetyltransferase activity. The transcript has 5 exons. The record is from RefSeq and is a predicted model, not a curated record. Bases 203 to 880 code for a protein of 225 amino acids. Lineage: Eukaryota; Metazoa; Arthropoda; Insecta; Lepidoptera; Nymphalidae.
UUAUAUCAGCCAUUCGAAAUACUAGUUGGUCGCGCGCGAGCCUCGAAGCAGCCUUAUUCUGUGUCGAAACGCUAUUUAAAUAUUAAAUAUUGUUAAUUAAUUAACUCGUUUAACUAAAAAACGUGUACGGAUUGCAAUAAAACAAGGACCAGGGGAGAAGAAAGGAUCCUUAUUUUAUCAGAUUUGAUAGAGAUUUCAAGAUAUGGCUGAAAAAAAACCGUAUUACAUAAGCCCGUUGACAAAAGAAGAUGGAGAAGCUGUCAUGGCUCUUGUGAAACGAACCUUCUACAUCGACGAACCUCUAAACUCAGCAGUGGGGAUGUGCUUGGACUCGGAGCCAUGUCCGGAGCUCGACUCCUAUUGCACCAGCUCUCUGUACGAGGGGUUCUCCUUCAAAGCCACUGAUGAUGACGGGAAUGUGGUCGGAGCUAUGAUCAAUGGAGUAUGUCCUUUGAAAGAGGAAGACGAUGGCAACGAUCUCUUGAGCCAAGCACAGCGCUGUACAAAUCCGAAGUUCCAGAAGAUUCUCUACAUUCUAGCUAGAAGAGAGACUGGAGCUAAGCUGUGGGAGAAGUUCCCGGCGGAUCAAAAGGUCGUAGAAGUAAAAGUAGCAGCUACCGAUCCGAAUUGGAGACGAAGGGGGAUCAUGAACGCAUUGUUAGAGGAAACUGAAAAAGCCAUAAAGGAGCAAGGUAUCAGGCUAAUCCGUCUAGACACUUCGAGUGCGUACUCCGCGAUGUCUGCAGAACAUUACGGAUAUACUUGCUACUACAGAGCGCUCUACAAAGACAUCAAGAUGGACGGACAGCCACUAGUGGUGCCUGCUCCUCCACAUCUAGAGGACAGGGUGUACGUCAAAGAGUUAUACCCCUUAGAAUAAACACAAUACUCUACAUUGA